UCUGUAGUCUGGUGAUCGGUUGUAUGUCCCAGGGAUCUCCUGGCCCCACCUGGAGGAUGGCAACCCAGGCUGGUGGGAGAGCAGUUGCUGCUUUUCGAUUUGAAAUCUUCUUGCUCUGGUUGUGCCCUGGAAAGGCUCUUCCCAGAGACCAUGGCACAGAAAGUGGCUAUCAUUGGGGCAGGGGUAAGUGGACUGGCCUCCAUUAAAUGCUGCCUGGAUGAAGGGCUGGAGCCCACCUGUUUUGAGAGGAGCGAUGACAUCGGGGGGCUUUGGCGAUUCAGGGAAAUUCCAGAAGAAGGAAGGUCUAACGUAUACAAAUCUGUAAUAACCAACACAUCAAAGGAAAUGAGCUCCUUCAGUGACUUCCCAUUCCCAGAGGUUUGCCCCAACUUCUUACAUCACUCAGUGCUCCUGGAGUACCUCAGACUGUACGCUGAACACUUCCAGCUUCUGGACUACAUACACUUGAAGACUACAGUAUGCAGUGUCCAAAAACAUCCAGAUUUCACAGCUACAGGACAGUGGGUGGUUUAUACCGAGAAGGAUGGACAGCGAAAAUCAGCCAUCUUUGACGCCAUUAUGGUAUGCAGUGGCCUUUAUGCAGAGAGGAAUCUUCCACUGGAUUCUUUUCCUGGCAUAAAGAAAUUUAAGGGCCGCUACUUGCACAGCUGGGAGUACAAAGAUCCAAGAGGGUUGGAAGGGAAAAGGGUCCUUGUACUUGGUGUUGGGAAUUCUGGAGGGGACAUUGCUGCAGAAGUCAGCCGCACCGCUGCUAAGGUCUUUCUCAGCACCAGAAGUGGAACGUGGGUGUUGAGCCGCAUUUCAAAUGCUGGUUGGCCUUUCGACAUGGUCUUCACCAGCCGCUUUAUGAAUUCCAUUCAAAAGCUUCUUCCAGCAGGCACUACAAAGAAGAUGCGGACAUCGAUAUUCAAUCGGUGGUUUAACCAUGAGAACUAUGGCUUGAUUCCCCUUGAAAGUUCAUGGACACUUUUAAUUGUGAAUGAUGAGCUGCCCAGCUGCAUCCUUUGUGGUGCCGUGGUGGUAAAGACAAAUGUGAAGGAGUUCACUGAGACCUCCGCUAUCUUUGAAGAUGGAACUGUAGAAAAGGACAUAGAUGUGGUCAUCUUUGCAACGGGCUAUACCACAUCCUUCCCCUUUCUGGAGGAAUCUCUUCACAGUGCUUGCAAAAGCAAUGUUUCCCUUUAUAAAAAGAUUUUUCCUCCUCAUCUGGAGAAGCAGACGUUGGCAAUCAUCGGCUUCGUCGCAGUAACUGGAUCCCUCAUGCCAGCAGUGGAACUUCAGGCCCGCUGGGUCACGAGAGUAUUUAAUGGAUCAUGUAAGCUUCCUACAAUGAGCCAAAUGAUGACUGAAGUUGCUAAACACAAGGAGGAUCUCCAUAAACGUUUCAGAAGCAUUCCCAGACACAAGGGCAAAGAGCGGAUAAGCUUUAUCGAGUACAUGGAUGAAAUUGCCACCUGCAUAGGUGUCAAGCCCAGUCUGCCGCUGCUCUUCCUAACAGAUCCUAAGCUUGGCCUUGAAGUUUUCUUUGGCCCCUGCACUUCUUAUCAGUUCCGCCUGACUGGACCAGGCAAGUGGGAGAAAGCCCGAAGUACAAUCCUGACCCAGUGGGACCGAGCUCUGAAACCUCUGAAGACUCGAGUUGUAGAUGUCUCUCCCAAACGCACCUCUGUUUCCUGCUGGGUUAUAGUCUUUGGCAUACCUGCAUUCCUUGGUUUCAUUUGGCUGGUUUUUAAGUACUCAUCUCCUUCAUGGUUAUCCUGAUAAAGUGAAGGGGCAAUGCCCUUUCUAGUUUGGAUUUAUUGCACACUUUAGUAUUUUAAUUAUGCACAGCCAUGGGGCCCUUUGGGUGUUGCCACAAUUAAUUCUUCUCAGAAGGUUAAAGUGCCCCAGGUUCCUUUCAGGACUUCAGUGAGAUGGUCAGUCGUGCAUACCACUGGUUAGAGAUUACUAUUCCAACUAGCUUAUUAAGCACAAUAGUACACUGUACUUACCAGCAACAGCAAAUCAACAAGCAAAAGCUGCCUUCAUGUUAUGUCACCCACAGGAAUCAAGGACACCAACAAAAAGUAAUGUAACACAGUGCCCCCCUGUAUGCUUCAAAGGUGCAGAACAUGUCUUGUCUUUUCAGAGAUGACAAGAAGGAAGCAGACAGCCUCAGUCAUGUUUAUUUUGUUCCUGCUCAGGUGGAGAAUUUAGAAAAAAGCUUGGUUUCUUAAGAUGUUCUCUGUCUCUCUCCCUCCCUGGCUUCCCACUGGCCAGAUGGCUGCAUUAUCUACAAAAUGUGCAACUGCAUUGCACAGUUUCUGCGUUGGGCAUGUGGAGUGUGGUUAUCCUGGUUAAGUAAUAAAUGAUGAAGAAAAAAUAUCCUGCAAGUCAGGAGAGACAUUUAUAUUUUUAUUUUAUUUAUUUUCACUUAACAAAAUUUAUAUCCUGCCUUUCUGCCCUCAUAAGGGCCACCAAGGUGUGCACUGAAUUAAAUCAUGCAUAAUAAUAUCACUUUUUAAAGCCAUUAAAACCAACCAAAACAAAAAGGACAACAUAAAACACAACAUUAAAACAAUUAAAACCAGGAUAGGUUCCUAAGAGCAUAGGCAGUCCUUCGGGUAUAUUGGUUCAAAUCAUAUACGUCUUUAAAGGUGUAUACACGAGCACCUUGAAUUUUGCCAAGAAACAAAUUGUGAGCCAGUGUAGAUGGGUCAAGACUGGGGUGAUAUGACCCCCUUCAGUCAUGACCUUGGCUUCAGCAUUUGGCACCAGUUGAAGCUUCAUUCUGAAUACCUCUCAAGGGCAGCCUCGUGGAACACAGUGCACUACUCUAAUCUAGAUGUAACCAGGGCAUGCACCACAGUGACCAGUUCUGCCCAGGAAAGGCCACGGCUGGCUGUCCAGCUGAAGCUGUUAGCAGCAGUUCUGGUCACAGCUACCAUCUGCUUAUCUAGCAGUAGGCCUGGGUCCAAGACCACCCUCAAACGACAAAAGUAUCCUUUCAAAGGGAGUGCAACCCCAUCCAAAAUGGCAGGGUGACACUUUAUACUUUCCCACCUCUAGAAUUCCUUUCUCCCUGAAGGUCAAGUCAAUGUGAAGAAUACUCCUAAAAGUAGCAGAUAGGGCUUCGUUACGUUUUGGUUUUUUAUCCCAAGAGUAUUUUCCUCCCAGCCUCUCAGUUUAUCAUUCUCCUCUCAUACCUCACACAAAAAAUGUGUGGUAUCCACUUAGAUUAGGGGGGCCCUUUUUUAAAGUCUGUGUGUGCCUUUGGGGUUCUGACAUAGGGAAUAGAUACAAUCACAAAAUGGCUGCCACCGGAGGCCGAGCCAACCACACAAUGUCAGCUACUGAGGUCAUGCAUAACUCUAACAGAAGCUCUGUUUAACAGGAUGCCUUUUUAAAUGAAUAUAUUGUUUAAAUAUAUUUUCUAGCAUAUAUACAACUUACCUUCAGUCACAUGGUGCAGAUCUUUAUGUGGUGGCCUCAUCUGCUGCCAAGGAAGCAUUUUUUUAAAACCUGCACAGCCAAUCAAAUCUCUUUCUCCAAUGACCAAGAAGAGCUGAAGAGCUCCUGUCAGACUUGUGCAUAACCUCACUCCCUGACAUUUUGUGGUUUUCUCUGUCUCCUGCGACAGCCAUCUUGUGGGUUCACCCACCACCUUCUGACAGAAUUCCAAAUGUGCCACCAGAGGAUGAGGGGAUGUUGGAAUUAGCUUAACAUAUCCUCUGGGACUGAGGCUGAGGAAGACAGAGUACUGAAGCCGUCAUGCCUGGAAAAUUAUGAGUUGCAGACACCUCCCUGAUAUGGUUGCCAAGUCCAGGCUGGGAAAUUCCUGGAGAUUUGGGGGGUGGAGCCUGGAAAGGGCAGGGUUUGGGGAAGGGAGGGUCCUCAGAAUGGUAUAAUGCAUUCCUUCCUGGGUGGUUCCGUAUGAAGUAAUAGAUCCGAGAACUGUGGAUAAUGAGCAGCAGUGUUUAACUUACAAGGAGAUAACACGAAUAUAAUGUUUAAAAUUGAGAAUAAAAACAGAGGAAGAGUUGUCUCCAUGUUAUGGAUGGUUUCAAUAUAGACAGAUUAGAGAUCUUUACAAUUCAGAUUGUUUGAAAGGAGGAAUAAGAAUGGAGAACUCGGAAUUAGAGGAUGUAAUUUUCCAAGAAGGCAAAAAGGAAAUCUCAAGGAUUUAUAAAGUACUUUUAAAAUGGUUUACAGAGGAUGAGACAGUAAAAGUCUAGAUGGUGAAGUGGGCUAUAAACUUUCAUAAAGAAAUAACAAUGGAGGCGUGGGAAUACCUGUGGAAAACGACAUUGAAGAUCAUGACAUGUACAAAUAUUAAAGAGAAUGUUUAUAAAAUGAUUUAUUGUUGGUAUCUAACACCAAAGAAAAUUGCGCUAGGAAAUAUUAAUAUGUCAAAUAAAUGCUGGAAAUGUAAAAAACAUGAAGGAUCUUUGUAUCACAUGUGGUGGACUUGCGAGGUAGCUAAGCAAUACUGAGGAGAAAUAACAGAUGUAAUUAAUGAGAUUUUACAAACCCAAGUGAAUAAAAACCCAGAAUUGCUGCUACUGAGUUUGGGAAUGGAAGAUGUUCCAGUGCAACAUAGAACAUUGUUAUUUUACAUGACUGUAGCAGCGAGACUUUUAUAUGCGCAGAAAUGGAAAGUACAAGAAAUACCAACCGUGGAAGAUUGGAUUUACAAAUUGCUGUACAUGGCCGAGAUGGAUAAAAUGACAAGGAAACUUAAGGAUCUUGAUCCAGGAGAAUUUAAUGCAGACUGGGAGAAAUUGAAACAAUAUUUGGAAAAAAAAUGGGUCGUGAAAGGUGAACUGUGGCAAUUCGAGAACUACUGAAAUGUAACAAAAGAAGAGAGAAGUGACUUUACCGGGAAAGGGGAAAUUCUAUUAUUAAUCUAAACUAUCAUUAGGGUUAUGAUAAACUUAAAAAUUAUAGAGUAUUAUAUAACAGAUGUUUUAUUAUGAAUAUAUAAGGUUAUGCUAGUUAGUUUUUAUUUACAAUAUAUAGCUUAAGUAGAGUAUAUAAUGGAUAUUUUAGUAUAACAGAUAUUUUAUAGACUUUAAAUAAGCUUAGAAUAAGAAAUGUUAAAAGAUGGGUGUGCAAAAGAAUAUUAGAAUCUAAGUUAAUAUUAGAAUUAGGAUGAUUGUGAAAAGUAAAGAGUUUAACUAAAUGGAAAGUAAAAUGGAUAUAAUGUUAUAUUUUUAUUACUAGGAUUGCUAAUAUAUAUUAUUAUGCUAGCAUUGGCUUAUUCAGAAUAGAUGGUUUAACUGAGGUAAUUAAUUGUAUUAUUAAGAUAUUUUUAGUAGAGAUUUAAUAAGCUUAGAGAAAAGAGUAUUAAGGAUGUGUUUAAUAGAAGAUUGGAGAUAUUAAGCAAUUAAGUAAUAAGAUAGACUAAGGGCUGGAAAACUGUUGGAAGUCAAACAAAAAGGGGGGAGGAAAGGGAGGGGGUUAGAAAUAGUUUUACAAGGGGGUAAUGAAUGUAUUGAAUGAUAUUAUAAUCUAAUCCAAUAAAAAUUUCUUAAAAAAAAAAAAAGAAUGGUAUAAUGCCAAAGCAGCUAUUUUCUCCAGGGAAACUGAACUUUGUUGCCUGGAGAUCAGUUGUAAUUGCGGGAGAUCUCCAGCCACCGCCUGGAGACUGGCAAACCUAUCCCUGAAUGAGACCUGACAAGAGAGCAACUGACAUCCUGCUCACCAGAGGAAAAUAUUAAAUGAUUCGAUGACUAUGAAUGAAGUAUCACAGGCAUUUAAAAAGCAAAAUAAGGGGAAAUCACCAGGACCUGAUGGCAUUCCAGCUGAAUAUUACCAAUGCUUUGAACAGAUUUUAGCGGGACCAUUUCAAGUGUUUGAUGGAGAAAAUAUGGGAUACAGAGCCCUUACCAGAAACCUGGAAAGAAGCUACGAUUUCAUUAAUACAAAAGGAUGGAGCGGAUUUGAAGGAAAUUAAAAAUUACAGACCAAUCUCAUUGUUGAAUGU
Molecule: messenger RNA, 5986 nt
Organism: Eublepharis macularius
Lineage: Eukaryota; Metazoa; Chordata; Lepidosauria; Squamata; Eublepharidae
Product: dimethylaniline monooxygenase [N-oxide-forming] 4-like
Exons: 9
Coding region: 151-1782 (543 amino acids)
Molecular function (GO): flavin adenine dinucleotide binding; N,N-dimethylaniline monooxygenase activity; NADP binding
Source: RefSeq, a predicted model, not a curated record